AUGGGAAAAGGUAAACCAAGAGGUCUCAACGCCGCGCGCAAGCUCCGCACCCACCGCCGUGACAAUCGCUGGGCCGAUCAGUCUUUCAAGAAGAGACUUUUAGGAACUGCCUUCAAGUCUUCUCCCUUCGGUGGAUCCUCUCACGCCAAGGGAAUCGUCCUCGAGAAGGUCGGUGUCGAGGCCAAGCAGCCUAACUCUGCCAUCCGAAAGUGUGUCAGGGUACAGCUUAUCAAGAACGGAAAGAAGGUCACCGCUUUCGGUAUGAAAUCCUCUGCUCCGAACAUGGGUGGCGAAUAUGUGGUUGGGGAGGUGGGGGUUUGGGCGGCCUGGGUAAAGGAUGAGGAACAACAAUGGAAAUGGGGUGCGGUAACUGUCCCCAACGAUGGUUGCUUAAACUUUGUUGAUGAGAACGACGAGGUCCUGCUCGCCGGUUUCGGACGUAAGGGAAAGGCCAAGGGUGAUAUUCCCGGUGUUCGUUUCAAGGUCGUCAAGGUUUCCGGUGUCGGUCUUUCCGCUCUAUGGAAGGAGAAGAAGGAGAAGCCCCGUUCUUAA
Messenger RNA from Morchella sextelata, 552 nucleotides. RefSeq lists its product as uncharacterized. Gene Ontology annotation, cellular component: ribosome; cytosolic small ribosomal subunit. Gene Ontology annotation, molecular function: structural constituent of ribosome. Gene Ontology annotation, biological process: translation. NCBI's taxonomy places the organism in Eukaryota, Fungi, Ascomycota, Pezizomycetes, Pezizales, Morchellaceae. The record is from RefSeq and is a predicted model, not a curated record. The transcript is spliced from 5 exons. The coding region runs from base 1 to 552 and encodes 183 amino acids.